Messenger RNA from Cuscuta europaea, 1659 nucleotides. The record is from the annotation of a GenBank genome assembly. NCBI's taxonomy places the organism in Eukaryota, Viridiplantae, Streptophyta, Magnoliopsida, Solanales, Convolvulaceae.
AGGGCCCAUAAGACAAAGAAAACAUAAAGGGAACAUCUUAGAAACAUUUCCAAACACCAACAAACUAUACCACAAAGGGUUCAAGAGAAAGCUAGUUAGGCCAACAUAGACUUGUCUUCUAACUUGAUCUGAUCUCAUACACACAAAGGAGAGGUCAUUUCAUUAUUCAUCCAUUCCUUCUCCAUCCAAAUUUUAGUUUCCAUUCAUCAUCUCCCACCCAAAAACAAACAUUACAAUUAUCAAGAAACCAUCAUAUCAUAUAAUCCCAGCUAGCUGCAGAAGCAAGAUAUUAGCUUAGAUAAAAAACAAGGAGCUGGAAGCUCUCAGACGGCUGAAGACUUCAUUUUUUCUUGAAUUGUUAAUCAAAGAAAAAGCAACUACCAAAGGUCUGAUAAAUAGAGGAAAUAUAAGAGAUAUGCAGCCACAAAGCAGCAUAGAUGCAUACAUGGGGACUGGGGUAGGUACGACAAGAUCCGAUUUUUUGUUUCCGGAAAUGACUCCGGUUCUUCCAUGGCCGGUUCAGAGCUUUAACCCGAUCAGCUUCCACUCAAACCAGCCCAUCCGGGAUCAUGAGCAGUUUCUCCUCCCGCCCCCGCCUUCCCCAUACGGCGGGCUAUUCAACAGUAGAAGGCUGCCUUCGUCGUCUCCGUUCGCGGGGUACGACGGACUACGGCCGACGUCGGACCAUUUCCGGGGGGUCAUUUCUGACUCGCUGGGUCACCCGGUCCAACCUGGUUUGGGGGCGCCGUUUGGGCUCCAAGCCGAGCUGCAGAAGAUGACGGCUCAAGAGAUUAUGGACGCAAAGGCUUUGGCGGCUUCGAAGAGCCACAGUGAAGCCGAGAGGAGGAGAAGGGAGAGGAUCAAUAAUCAUCUUGCUAAGCUGCGAAGUCUUCUUCCCAACACAACAAAGACGGAUAAAGCAUCACUACUUGCGGAGGUGAUCCAGCACGUGAAGGAACUGAGGAGGCAAACCUCACUGAUCUCCGAGACGAACCAAAUCCCGACGGAGAUCGACGAGCUGACCGUGGACGCCUCCGACGAUGACGACGGGAAGCCGAUGAUCAGAGCCUCGUUGUGCUGCGAGGACCGGCCCGACCUAUUGUCGGACCUUAUCAAGACCCUCAAAGCUCUAAGGCUAAGGACUCUCAAAGCCGAAAUCACCACCAUUGGCGGCCGCGUUCGUAAUGUUCUAUUCAUCGCCGGAGACGACCAGUAUCACGACAGCGGCAGCGAUCCGCUGCCGCUACAUUGUUCUUUAAGUUCCGUUCAAGAAGCUUUAAGAGCGGUGAUUGAGAAAGGAAGCAGUGAUGAUCAAUCUGGGACUGCAAAGAGACAGAGAACCCACAACCUUAAUAUCCUUGAACAACAUACGUCUCUCUGAUAAAAAAUAUUUAAAAUCAAUCGUUCGUAUAAUUACCGAUCUUAUUAUCUUAUUAUUAUUAAUCAUUAAUUAUACUACUUUACAUGUAGUUUUUGACUUUUUCUUCGUUUGAUAUGUUGUGUUUAAUGUGUUUGCAUGGUUUGAUUAGUCACUCUCAGGUCUCUUUUGGGUUUUUAUGUGUUUGGUGAUUUUUUUUUAUUUGGGGUGAUUUGGCGAUAGAUUAUUAUUGCUGUAUUAUUAGGAAGAGCAAUUUUAUUCAAAUUAAAGAUGAGAUGGGC